This is a messenger RNA of Lycium ferocissimum, 2580 nucleotides long. RefSeq names its product histone-lysine N-methyltransferase, H3 lysine-9 specific SUVH1-like. Gene Ontology annotation, molecular function: histone methyltransferase activity; zinc ion binding; protein binding. NCBI's taxonomy places the organism in Eukaryota, Viridiplantae, Streptophyta, Magnoliopsida, Solanales, Solanaceae. The record is from RefSeq and is a predicted model, not a curated record. Gene Ontology annotation, cellular component: nucleus.
ACUUGUUAAGAACCCGAGGGAGUAUCAUUUAUGGGUUUCUCCUGUUCGCUUCCUUCAAGUUCUAAAUUCUCAUUUUCCGGAAGUUUCAAAUCAUCCUAUUGGAUUAUAAUAUGACUUUUCAUGAUGCAGGAAAUUCUUUAAUAUGAAUUGAGUUGAAGAAAUUGCAGCCUUGAAGUUGAAUUGAAUUGAUAAUGGAACAAGGUACGGGUUCUAAUGCUAAUCCUUUAAGUGUUGAUAAGACUAGGGUUUUGGAUGUGAAGCCUUUGAGAUGUCUUUCCCCUGUAUUUCCAUCCCAAAGUGAAAUGUCAUCUCUUUCAACUCCACAACCCUCACCUUUUGUUUGUGUUCCUCCCACUGGUCCUUUCCCAAGUGGGGUUUCUCCAAUUUUCCCUUUUGUAGCUCCAAAUGAAACUAGUCAACAAACUACAAGUGGGGUUCCUUUAAAUAGUGGGAGGUCAACGAGGCCUGGCAGAAGUGCUGGAGCAGAUGGUUUAGCGGUAGAAGAUGAUGGUGUGCAUGUUAAUGAUGUAGAGGACUCCAGUACUGGAAAGAAAAAGGGAAGACCGAAAAAGCCUAAGAGGUCUCAGCAGGCUGCUGAGUUCCCUCGUGUGGAAGUGGAUGUCGAACCUCUGUUAAACCAGCUGCUCACGUCGUUUAAGCUUGUUGAGUUGGAUCAAGUAAAGAAAGCUGAUGGUGACAAGGAGGUAGUCGCGAGGAUACUAUUGGUUUUUGACUUGUUCAGAAGAAGGAUGGCCCAAAUUGACGAGUCCAGGGAUACAAGGCCAGACUUAAAAGCUUCUAAUAUGCUGAGGACGAAGGGAAUUCGUACAAACCAAACAAAGAGGAUUGGAAAUGUACCUGGGGUUGAAGUUGGUGACAUCUUCUUCUUCAGGAUGGAACUGUGUAUAGUGGGCUUGCAUGCACCAACUAUGUCUGGGAUAGAUUAUGUGAGUCCCAAACUAACAAGGGAUGAAGAACCUCUUGCAGUCAGCAUAGUGUCUGCGGGAGGAUAUGAUGAUGAUGGAGGUGACGGAGACUUGUUAGUUUACACUGGCCAGGGUGGAGUCCAGAGAAAGGAUGGGAAAAUGUUUGAUCAGAAACUUGAGGGGGGCAAUCUUGCUUUGGAAAAGAGUGUGCAUCGUGCCAAUGAGGUAAGAGUAAUUAGGGGUGUUAAGGAUGUCGCAAAUCCAACUGGUAAGAUCUAUAUUUAUGACGGACUUUAUAAGGUUCAGGAAUCAUGGACAGAGAAAAGCAAGUCGGAGUGCAAUGUUUUCAAGUACAAACUUGUGAGAGUACCUGGGCAGCCUGAAGCAUUCAAAGUAUGGAAGUCAAUUCAGCAAUGGAAGGAUGGUGUGGCGUCACGUGUUGGAGUCAUCUUACCAGACUUGACAUCUGGUGCGGAGAGACAACCAGUUUGUCUUGUUAAUGAUGUAGAUGACGAGAAAGGACCUGCCUAUUUCACAUAUAUUCCUACUCUAAAGUAUUCAAAACCUUUCAUAAUGCCUAGACCCUCUCCGGGUUGUCACUGCCUUGAUGGGUGCCAAUCUGGUGACUCUAAUUGCCCUUGUAUUCAGAGGAAUGAAGGCUUUCUGCCUUAUAGUUCACUCGGAGUUCUUAUGAGUUACAAAACCUUGAUACGUGAGUGUUUUUCAGCCUGUUCAUGCCCUCCUGACUGCCGAAAUCGAAUAUCUCAAGGGGGUCCUAAAGUUCGUUUGGAAGUUUUUAAAACAAAAAAUAGAGGUUGGGGGCUCAGGUCUUUGGAUCCUAUACGUGGAGGUGGUUUUAUUUGUGAAUAUGCUGGAGAAGUCAUUGACGUUGGUAAUGACAAGGAUGACAAUUACACUUUUGAUGCGACCCGUAUAUAUGAACCACUGGAAGCUGUACACGAUUAUAAUGACGAGUCUCGAAAAGUCCCUUUUCCCCUUAUAAUAAGUGCCAAAAAUGGUGGAAAUAUUGCUCGUUUUAUGAACCAUAGUUGUUCACCUAAUGUAUACUGGAAGCUUGUUGUACGAGAAAGUAACAACGAGGCAUACUUCCAUAUUGCCUUUUUUGCCAUUAGACACAUUCCUCCCAUGCAAGAAUUAACCUAUGAUUAUGGUAUUAACAAAGCAGAUCGUAGGAGAAAGCAGUGCUUAUGUGGCUCGUUGAACUGUAGAAGGUAUUUUCACUAGUCUUCAAGGUCUGAUAACAGGAGUUUCCUAGUCACAAAUCCACCAGAUCAGAUGGUCAGAAGUUGAAAAUAUGGACAAAGGCGCUGAGCAGCUACCCUUGAAUGGACGGCUUCAAACUGUAGAUUUAUCGCAUCACUGGGAGACAAGCCCUUGGUAUUUGUAGUUGUAUCUUAUCAGCUUACUAAAGCUUUUGUAACUGUUUGUAGCUUUGAUGCAUUAAACUUUAGGAUUGUAAUUUCUAAUCAGCUUGGUGAGGCAUAGGUCUAGCUAAUCAUAAUUUUUGUAUUUCUCAUCGGCCGGUAGUAUUGAACUAUUCCCUGUUAUUUUGUUGUAUCUGCUUGUUUUUCAAUCCCUCCUCUUUUACUUUGUUUGGAAUGAAAGGGGAAAGGAGAAUAUCUUAUCACUUCCA